Messenger RNA from Cutaneotrichosporon oleaginosum, 1507 nucleotides. RefSeq lists its product as uncharacterized. The record is from RefSeq and is a predicted model, not a curated record. Gene Ontology annotation, molecular function: aminomethyltransferase activity; protein binding. NCBI's taxonomy places the organism in Eukaryota, Fungi, Basidiomycota, Tremellomycetes, Trichosporonales, Trichosporonaceae. Gene Ontology annotation, biological process: glycine catabolic process. Gene Ontology annotation, cellular component: mitochondrion.
UUUCGGGCUCUUGGAUCUUGGAUAUCUCUCCCGCGUCGCACGCACAAGUUGGACACGGCGCCGCAUUUGUUGGAACUAUCCGGCGCGCUCUUGGAAAACAAGGCACGUGAUUUGGAAAUUGACGUAGCCGGGGCCGCGGGCACCUCCACCGCACCUGCCCACUCAGAUCCGCCGAUCCGUCCACCUCUCCAAGCCACAUAUACGUCCCAUCCGCUGACCGCUCUUCGGCUCCAUCCACCAUGCUCUCACGCACCGCCACCGCCCUCCGUGUCGCGCCCCGUGCGGGCCGUCUUGUCCUGCGCGGCCUCGCGACCAGCGCGCCGAUGUACGAGAACAAGCGCACCCCGCUGUACCAGCUCAAUGUGGACCGCGGGGCCAAGAUGGUGCCGUUUGCCGGGUACGACAUGCCGCUGUCGUACGGCGAUGUCGGGCAGGUCGCCGCGCACAACCACGUCCGCACGGCCGCAGGCCUCUUCGACGUCUCGCACAUGGUGCAGCACAUCUUCACCGGCGCCGGCGCCCAGGCGUUCCUCACCAGCCUGUGCCCGACCUCGCUCGACAAGAUCCCCGAGCACGGCUCGUCGCUCUCAGUGCUCCUCAACGAGGACGGCGGCAUCAUCGACGACCUGAUCCUGACCAAGCUCACGGCCGACGGCUCCAAGUGGUACACGGUAACGAACGCGGGCCGCGCCGACGAGGACAAGGCGCACUUGUCCGCCAAGCUCGACGCAUGGAACAAGGCGCACCCGGACCAGGCGGUCACCUGGGAGAUCCUCGAGGGCUGGGGUCUCGUGGCGCUGCAGGGCCCGCGGGCCGCCGAAGCGCUCGCCAAGCUCACGGACGCCGACCUCACGGCCCUCAAGUUCGGGCAGAGCGUGUACGCCGACGUCGGCAAGGACAAGGUGCGCUGCCACAUCGCGCGCGGCGGAUACACGGGCGAGGACGGGUUCGAGAUCUCGAUGCCGCCCGACGCGUCCGUGAGCAUCACGGAACAGAUCCUCGCAAUCCCCGACGUGUGGCCGAUCGGCCUCGGCGCGCGCGACUCGCUCCGCCUCGAAGCCGGCAUGUGCCUGUACGGCCACGACCUCGACGAGAGCGUGUCGCCCAUCGAGGGCGCCCUCGCCUGGCUCGUCGGCAAGGACCGGCGCGCCGCCGCCGACUUCCCCGGCGCAUCCCGCAUCCUCGCCGAGCUCAAGGACGGGCCGAAGCGCCGCCGCGUCGGCUUCGAGGUGCCGGGCGCGCCGGCGCGCGAGGGCGCAAAGGUCUUUGACGAGGCCGGCAACGAGAUCGGCGUCAUCACCUCGGGCAUCCCCUCGCCCACCCUCGGCACAAACAUCGCCAUGGGAUACGUCAAGAACGGGCAGCACAAGAAGGGCACCCCCGUCCAGAUCGAGAUCCGCAAGAAGCUUCGCCCCGCCACCGUCCGCCCCAUGCCCUUCGUUCCCCCCAAGUACUACAAGUAGUGUGUCUGUAGUGAACAUUUCGGUUGUUGCAUCGCAUAAAUGAG